AAAGUUACCAUUUCAAAGUAUUGAAAUGCUGCAAAGGACAUGGACGUAUGCCGCCUUAUUUUCCACAUUUCGUACUGACUUUUGCCAUUCAAGGAAAAGCAGAGUUUGAGUGAACUUUCCUGCCAACUUUUGUGUGUCGUAAUCUUCAACAUGUGCGAAUACGUUCAACUGAACCAACAUUGCCAGGUGAAAGUUCAUUUAUGGUGCUUGAUAUCCACUUGAUAUUCUUAAACAAUUUAACAAAUUUUAUAAAGACCACUAAUAUGUUAUUUAUUCUGAUUCAACUGCAGCAGAAACAAAAUCACACAAUAGAAGUUCAUAUAAUAGACAAAAAUGUUAUAUCAAACUGAAUUUCUUUUCCCUGGAAGUGAGGAAGUUAUUGACAAAUAUCAAUAAAAGAAUAUUUUCCGGCUGAAAAUGGUUUACAUAUUGAAAUGAUGUAGCAAUUUAUGACAAAUAUGAGAAUAUACGUGAUUUAUGUGGUGAAAAUAGAUUUGGAAAAUGGUUGUGAAAUUAAAUAUUAAGUGAGGUUAAAUGUAUUAACUCAAUUGCGAAAGUUCAAUACCCAUUUUCUCAUGUCCUGUCUUAAUUUCAAUGGAAAGAGGAACUUAUCCUGUCAAUGCAUAAUUUACGCCACAGAAAGUGCCAGCUCGUUGCCAAUUCCGUAUUAUCUUCUGCAAACGUGAAGUUGUCAUGGUCACAUAAUCUUGCUUCUAUGGACAACUCACAAAAGGAGUAACUUACCAUUGGAAACGAGGAGAAGUUAAAAUUAAAUUUUCAUUUCAAUCAGCUUACAUGUCGGCUCAACUGGAAUCAAAUUGUGAGUCGGCAUUGAAAUUGAACUUGGACCUUUGGAAACGCAAAAAACAAAUAGAAGGUGAAUAUUCAAAUACAAUGUGAAUGGGUGUAUGGUUACAGUGCGAUAUGCCUAAGUACAAUUACACUUGAAGAAAUUUGAGUGCAUUAACUUCAUAGAUUCGAGAUACUUUUAAAAACUAAAACUUAAAUUGUUUUAAAUAUUAUCCGUUAAAGUUUAUGUGCUCUUAGCAAUGGAUUAAAAAUGAGUCUUUACAAUUACUUAUGGCAUAACAACGCUGUUCCGCACUGUAUCGCAAAUUUAUUUAGCAAAUUACUUCUCACAUGGCAUUACAAAUUAAAACCCAAGACAGGUGCUAGGCAAACGAUAGCCUGUGUUGUAAGGCCCGUUGAGAGUCCUAAUGGCUUCUUAAAUUGGAAAUCGAAACCAAAGGAAUGGAGAUAUUUGUCAAAACGUAAUUAAUGUUAACAGGAAAGACCUCUAUUCAAAAUAAGUCUCAGUUUCCGCAAUUCUCGGUACAAUAAGCCAAAGCAUUUCCCCCAUUCGAGUUCCGACUAAAAGCCACAUCCACCCCUUUGCGGCCAGUUAAGCUUGGAUUACGGAUUACGCCGGCAAGCUCGAAAAUAGCCACGGAAAUUCACAGUUCGCUGUCCUUGAACUUGAAAAUCUACAACGCAGCACGAUAAAGGGUGUUCUUACUCUCACAAUAGAAUAUAGGUUAAGCAUUCCUUGUUUAUCCGCCAUUUUGUUGCACGAAGCUCAAGCACUUUAAUAUGUCAAGUUAGGGUUUAAAAAGAUUUAUGCACAAUAACGUCGGAAGACUCGUCAACAAACAAAAGUAUUAAAAGGCUGCCAGGACCAUUAGUCCUGAAAACCCAAAGCCUGCUACGCAAUUCGGCAGCCCAAAAAACAGAAGAUUAUUCCCAUAAUUGACUGUCAGACUGCAUGAGGAUGUAUUAUUGCAAUUUGGGGAAUGAAAAUUGGCUCGAUGAUAAUCAGGAACAGGAAACGAAAUGUGCUCAACACCCGUGAUGUUCGGUCAAGUCAUCACUGGGGUCACUCUAAACUUGAAACGAAUCAUUUUUGGCUGCCAAGAGGAACAAAUAAACAAAGUCCUUAGCAUCCUGUCGAAUUGUCCAACUGACCAACGGCAUCAGACGCCCACUUGUCCCGCUCGUGAUCCCCGAGGCUCUGCCGAUGCUGUCAUUCAUAGACCACUUAAUUCAGGCGCGUCCUGCUGGCCACCCAAAAACCACCCACUGCUUCUCUUCGGAUCGGGAGUCCGGAACCAAUGCGAACUACGCCGAGGCACACGAAGCACGGAGGCUAUAAAAGCAGGUCCACGGAUAACACGAACACAGUCUUCCACGGACUACGGGCGCGUUGAUUUGCCGGCACGGAGCACGGAAAAGCGGAGCAACAAGUUGAACUCUCAGGCUGAGAUAUACGCACACCUGUUGGGAUAAACGAGCCAUGGGAUUUGACUAAACAAAUGACAUCUGCUGUUCGCUGGGGCAUCUAGUGCUUCCGUGACCAUGUGAAAAUCCACGACCAUUAAGUGCUCCAAAGUCAGUUUGAUACAGUGGGGUCGGAUUCUGGAAUUGUCAGUUGCCGUGUCGGUGUCAGUUUCAGUUGCGUGUGAAAUAAAACUUUAUUGCCUUCGAGGAUGCCAGGUCCUUGCGCCUCCGCCGCUGCAUUCUUCUGCAUCCUUGUGCUCCUCCUGUUCGGCUGUCAGCGGAACAAUCCUCUGGCCGCCGGAGCCACCGCCUCCUCCAUGCGCCGACUGUCGGAUACGAUAAAUAUUGGAUUCCUGGCUGAAUAUUCUCAGAUGCGAGUGACGCUGGGCGGACUGCCGCUUGCCAUCGAGGAUGUGAACAAGAAUCCCAACCUAUUGCCGGGCAAGAAGUUGGCUUUCAAACCGGUUGACAUUGGUCACAAGAUGAGCGCGUACCGCGUGAAACCUUUGAGGGCGAUGACACAGAUGCGGGAAGCUGGCGUGACCGCAUUCAUCGGUCCCGACGAGAGCUGCACUACAGAGGCGCUGCUGGCCUCCGCCUGGAACACACCAAUGCUAUCCUUCAAAUGCUCCGAUCCAAUUGUCUCAAACAAAAGUACAUUUCACACCUUUGCAAGAACCUUAGCGCCGGCUUCCAAGGUCUCAAAAAGUGUUAUCAGUCUGUUGAACGCCUUCCAUUGGAAUAAGUUCUCCAUAGUAGUCAGCUCGAAACCGAUUUGGGGCUCGGAUGUAGCCCGUGCCAUUCAGGAAUUGGCGGAAGCAAGGAACUUUACCAUCAGUCACUUUAAAUAUAUUUCGGACUACAUACCAACCACAAAGACACUUUCGCAGAUCGAUAAAAUUAUUGAGGAAACCUAUGCCACAACUCGCAUCUAUGUGUUCAUUGGGGAGCACAUUGCCAUGGUGGACUUUGUGCGAGGACUCCAGAAUCGACGGCUGCUCGAGAGUGGGGACUAUAUCGUGGUUUCCGUGGACGACGAGAUCUACGACUCCAAUCGAAGGGUGAACAUUAUGGAACGUAAUUAUUUAGAUCCUUAUAUUAGAAAAGAAAAGAGCAAAUCGCUGGACAAAAUCUCAUUUCGUUCAGUUAUAAAAAUAAGCAUGACAUAUCCACAAAACCCCCAUAUUCGCGACAUUUGUUCGAAAAUAAAAGAUUAUGCGCGAAAAACUCCAUUUCUGGUGCCAUAUCAUCAACGUGUUUUUGACAACAUAUCGGUCCCCAUAUAUGGCCUACAUCUUUACGACAGUGUUAUGAUCUAUGUUCGAGCUAUAACAGAAGUUUUAAGACUGGGCGGUGAUAUUUACGAUGGAAACCUGGUAAUGAGUCACAUUUUCAACAGGUCCUAUCAUUCCAUACAAGGAUUUGAUGUUUACAUAGACUCUAAUGGCGAUGCUGAGGGUAAUUACACUGUCAUCACUCUGCAAAACGAUAUGGGCAGUGGAACCUCGAUAGGUUCUCUAGCCAAGAUGUCCAUGCAGCCAGUUGGGUUCUUUGCCUACGACAAGAACUCUGUUAUUCCAGAAUUUCGCUACAUAAAGAACGAUAGACCCAUCCAGUGGCUGAAUGGUCGUCCUCCGCUCGCAGAACCCCUAUGUGGUUUUCAUGGCGAACUGUGUCCCCGAAAGAAACUCGACUGGCGGUACCUGGUAUCAGGUCCACUUUGUGCCCUCGUUGUUGUUGUGGCUAUUGCUCUGCUAAUCAAGCAUUACAGGUAUGAACAGACUCUGGCAGGUCUUUUGUGGAAAGUGGACAUGAAGGAUGUGACCGUCAUAAAUCUCGGCGAAUACAACAAUCCCACCAAUAAGAAUAUUUUUCAAAUCUGCCGUCAAAGCAUUUUAGUGGUUGGUGAGCCCAACAAGCGGUCCUUUACAAAUAUAGCUCUAUUUCGUGGCAAUAUUGUGGCCAUGAAAAAGAUACACAAGAAGAGCGUAGACAUUACCCGAUCAAUUCGCAAGGAACUAAAACUGAUGCGAGAGGUGCGACAUGAAAAUAUUAUUAACUUUAUUGGAGCGUCCACGGAUCACGGAUCCGUGAUCAUCUUCACCACUUACUGUGCACGUGGCAGUCUGGAGGACGUGCUGGCCAACGAAGAUUUGCACCUGGACCACAUGUUCAUCUCCUCCCUCGUGUCCGAUAUACUUAAGGGAAUGAUCUACCUGCACGACUCGGAGAUUAUAUCCCAUGGCAACUUGCGUUCCAGCAACUGCCUCAUCGACUCCCGUUGGGUUUGUCAAAUCUCGGACUUUGGACUGCACGAGCUGAAAGCUGGACAAGAAGAGCCCAACAAGAGUGAACUGGAACUGAAACGUGCCCUCUGCAUGGCGCCGGAGCUUUUGAGGGACGCCUACCGACCAGGACGCGGAUCCCAAAAGGGGGACGUCUAUUCCUUUGGCAUUCUGCUCUACGAGAUGAUUGGCCGCAAAGGACCUUGGGGUGACACGGCCUACUCGAAGGAGGAAAUAAUUCAGUUUGUCAAGUGUCCGGAAAUGCUGCAGCACGGAGUAUUCCGACCUGCAUUGACGCACACUCACUUGGACAUUCCGGACUACAUUCGUAAAUGCUUGUGCCAGUGCUGGGAUGAAGAUCCCGAGGUCAGGCCCGAUAUCAGACUGGUUCGCAUGCAUUUGAAGGAGCUUCAGGCUGGCUUAAAACCCAACAUAUUCGACAAUAUGCUAUCGAUAAUGGAGAAAUAUGCUUACAAUCUCGAGGGUUUGGUUCAGGAGCGUACUAACUUGCUGUACGAAGAGAAGAAGAAAACAGAUAUGCUCCUUUAUCAGAUGCUACCAAGACCUGUAGCUGAACUUCUGAAGCGAGGAGAUCCUGUCGAGGCCGAGUGCUUCGACUGUGUCACUAUAUUGUUCAGUGAUAUAGUGGGAUUCACCGAACUCUGCACCACCAGCACUCCCUUUGAGGUGGUGGAGAUGCUGAACGAUUGGUACACCUGUUGCGACUCGAUAAUAUCCAAUUAUGAUGUCUAUAAGGUUGAGACAAUUGGCGAUGCCUAUAUGGUUGUGUCCGGAUUACCACUGCAGAAUGGAAGCCGUCAUGCUGGGGAGAUAGCCUCACUGGCUCUGCAUCUCUUAGAGACGGUGGGAAAUCUGAAGAUCAGGCACAAGCCCACCGAAACAGUUCAGCUACGCAUCGGAGUUCACUCUGGUCCUUGUGCAGCAGGAGUGGUGGGUCAGAAGAUGCCCAGAUACUGCCUAUUCGGGGACACGGUGAACACAGCAAGUCGGAUGGAGAGCACCGGUGACUCCAUGAGAAUUCAUAUAUCCGAAGCCACCUACCAGCUGCUCCAGCUGAUCGGUAGCUAUGUGUGCAUUGAAAGGGGUCUGACCAGCAUAAAGGGCAAAGGCGACAUGCGAACCUAUUGGCUGACCAAACGUCAGCAACCCGAGUUAACGCCGGAUCUGAUUAGCACCGUGGAUACUUUGGACACCUACUGCUCUGGGACGCGAGAGAGCAUGGAGGUCUCAAUACACCAAUAUUGUAGUCCGGCUCCAAAUAACUACAGAUUGGGAUCCUGCAAUUGUGACACCAAGUGUUUAUAUAGCCGUCGAUCGGACGACAAUGUGACUAAUUCACAUGGAACAUCCGAGUUUCCAAAGAUCAGUGAACCCGCGCAGGUCAACUGCAAUCAAUUAUGUGUUUGCCGAUUGAACAGCAGCCAAGUGUUUAAUAAUCGAGGUCCUCGAUCAGCGCCUAGUAUCACAUUUAGACUAUAAGGAUUCAAUUCUAUAUACUUAUCUUUAAGCUCCUUGAUCGAUGUAAAUUACUGGCGUCCAUUGCGGUUUAUGUGUUGCCGAAUUCGCAGCAUCUCUUUUACAAUAUUUUACAUUAUUCCACAAAUUCCAGAAAAAUACUCCAUCAUAACACAUUGCAGUUCAAUUUUUCCGUCCAGUUACAAAGCUUAGUCUUUUAAUUAUUUAUAUUUUACAUCCAAUGAAAUAGGUACUCAGUUCUCCGAAUGGAUUUCUCCCAAUUAACAACAUUUACUAAUAAAAUUAAUUGUAAUUUUA
Drosophila sechellia is the source of this 6353-nucleotide messenger RNA. RefSeq names its product Guanylyl cyclase at 32E (gene Gyc32E). Lineage: Eukaryota; Metazoa; Arthropoda; Insecta; Diptera; Drosophilidae. Gene Ontology annotation, biological process: receptor guanylyl cyclase signaling pathway; protein phosphorylation; cGMP biosynthetic process. Gene Ontology annotation, molecular function: adenylate cyclase activity; guanylate cyclase activity; peptide receptor activity. The transcript has 24 exons. The record is from RefSeq and is a predicted model, not a curated record. Bases 2484 to 6059 code for a protein of 1191 amino acids. Gene Ontology annotation, cellular component: plasma membrane.